AUGGCGUCUUCCCCAAUCUUACAAGACUCCCCGGCGAAGAAGAACAGCCGAGACUGGCUAGAUCUUCCGCGAGAUCUGAUGGUCUCGAUUCUGCAGCGCAUCUGUUGCUACGAUAUCUUGACCAACGUCAAGGAAGUGUGCAAGUCCUGGCGCAGUCUCUGUAAAGACCCGCUUACGUGGCAGGUCGUUACUAUUCCGUGCGAUUUAGUAUUGUAUAAGCUGACCGAGGACAAGGGAAUGCCAUCUAGUCAUGAUGAACAAAAGGUGAAGAUCUUGCGAAAGAUGAUCAUGCAUGUGAUAGAUCUGAGCUGCGGACAAAUGCUGGAUUUUUGUAUUCUUGGAUUUGGUUCUGAUCAUCAUCUGCUUGAGUAUGUCUGUCAAAGAUCAGGUCAGUUAAGACGUUUACGACAGCAUGAUUAUGAACUCCAUAUUUCGACACAACGGCUGACUCAAAUAUUAAGACAUGUUCCAUUUCUGGAAGAACUAAAGCUCUCCAACAUCCCUGAUUUCUCACCGGAACAUGUUGAAAUCAUUGCUCGUCGUUGUCCUCGCCUCGCGUCAUUGGCGAUAAAUAAUCUGAGAGCUUACGAAAUUUGUUGCCAGCCAGUCUGCAAUCAACUAGCUUCUGCUAUUGCAAAGUAUAUGCCCCAGUUAUGCUGCCUGCAACUCUGUGGAAAUAGAAUGACAAAUGCAGGCUUAUCAGCCAUUCUCCACAAUUGUCAGCAUCUCGAAUACCUUGAUAUUCGACAGUGUUAUAAUAUUUUUGUGGUUCUCGAUCCGAAUCUCAUGACAAAAGUUCGCAAACAGAUAAAGCAUAUGAGGUUUUCCAAGAUGGGCUUGGGUGAGCUAAGUCCAGCCCAAAAUGUAUACCCAAGGUUUAUCUCAGGCCCAAUAAGAAGUACAUGGUCAAUCUAUUGA
Messenger RNA from Daucus carota subsp. sativus, 918 nucleotides. RefSeq names its product putative F-box/LRR-repeat protein 23. The transcript has 3 exons. Lineage: Eukaryota; Viridiplantae; Streptophyta; Magnoliopsida; Apiales; Apiaceae. Bases 1 to 918 code for a protein of 305 amino acids. The record is from RefSeq and is a predicted model, not a curated record. Gene Ontology annotation, molecular function: protein binding.